AUGCUGAACCCAUGCCUCCUCCGGCGGGCCGCGGCGACCACCGCCAGCUCGAGCUCCAUGCUGACGGAGAAGGGGCGGCCGUUCGCGGCGGUGGCGCGGGAGGUGAAGAUGAUGCAGCAGCACAUUGCCGGGCUCGUCAGCAACAGGGACAACGCGAUCCUUGACCACGCCGCCAAGUACGUCGUUGGGGCGGGUGGGAAGAUGCUGCGCCCGACGCUGGUGGCGAUGAUGGCCCACGCGCUGCUUCCACCCCACGUCAGCGAGCGGAUUCGCGAAACUAGCAUUGGCUCCCUGGAUGAUAUUUCUCCCGGCACGAUUCAGCCAUUCCUGCGCCUUGGGGAGGUGACGGAGCUUAUCCACACCGCCUCCCUCGUCCAUGACGACGUCAUCGACAACAGCGACACGCGCCGUGGGCAGCCCGCGCUUCACUGCGUCUAUGAUGCGAAGCGGGCUGUGCUGGCGGGCGACUUCCUCCUCGCCCGUGCCUCACUGUGGAUCGCCACCCUCCGUGUCCCUCGCAUCGUGCUGUUCAUGUCCACCGCGCUGGAGGAUCUCACCGUUGGCGAGAUGAUGCAGAUGGACGGCUGCUUUGAUAUUGAGAGCUACGAGCAGAAAACCUACUGCAAGACGGCGUCUCUUAUAGCUAACUCCCUCGCAUCGACGGCGGUACUUGCGGAUCCGCAAAACACGGCGUACGAAGCCGCGGCGGCAGAGUUCGGAAAGCGCUUAGGCAUCGCCUUUCAAAUUGUGGAUGACUGCCUCGACAUCACAGGGGAUGAAAAGAAUUUGGGUAAGCCAAAAAUGGCCGACAUGAAGGAGGGCAUCGCGACCCUGCCGGUGCUGCUCGCCGCCCGGAUGGAGGCUCGCGUGGACGAGGCAGUGCGGCGUCGCUUUAAGGACCCGGGCGACGCGUCGAUGUGUAUGGAGGCGGUAGAGCGCCAUGGGUGCAUCGCCGAGGCCUUGCAGCUUGCGGAUGAGCACUGCCGUCGCGGUGUUGAGGCGCUCGGCGCCCUCCACCACUCCGCGGCACGGGAUUCGCUUGAGGCCGCGAUGGGCCUCGUUCUAACGCGCCAGGUGUGA
This is a messenger RNA of Trypanosoma conorhini, 1080 nucleotides long. RefSeq names its product farnesyl synthetase. NCBI's taxonomy places the organism in Eukaryota, Euglenozoa, Kinetoplastea, Trypanosomatida, Trypanosomatidae. Gene Ontology annotation, cellular component: transferase complex. The coding region runs from base 1 to 1080 and encodes 359 amino acids. Gene Ontology annotation, biological process: isoprenoid biosynthetic process; ubiquinone biosynthetic process. The record is from RefSeq and is a predicted model, not a curated record. Gene Ontology annotation, molecular function: prenyltransferase activity. The transcript has a single exon.